This is a messenger RNA of Dermacentor albipictus, 1582 nucleotides long. The record is from RefSeq and is a predicted model, not a curated record. NCBI's taxonomy places the organism in Eukaryota, Metazoa, Arthropoda, Arachnida, Ixodida, Ixodidae.
UUUCUCUUUAAAGUAAAUAGCUACUAAUAUAAAACUCUAUGUGUUUAGGGUACGUGUGGUUUCGGCUUCCGAUGGUCGCCUGGCGCUUGUUGAACGUUGUCGCUACCCUCAUACUGCUAAUUUUUAUCCUACGUAAGUGGCGCCUUCAAUAAUGACGGCUAUUUUUCGGUCAUGCGGCAGGCACAGAAGUUAUAUUGGAGGCCAUGCUCUAGCAAGUUGCCUCUUUAUUCUAUGCUCUAGCCGAGAGCUGACAAGAGUGCUUCCUGUGACGCUUUGGAACGAAACUGGAACAAAGGCCUCACAAACGCAAUGAGCCUAGCUGAAGGUAUCGCUGCCGAAACGGAAUGCCUCGUCCCUUCCAAGGUCGUUGGGCAGGUCGAGGUUGGCAUGCAGUGCAGCUUGCCUCUGGCUGACAAGUCUGUCGGGUGCUCCUUCAAAGCAUGGAGCGUGUCGAGGUGCAUGCAGACUAUGGAGACUGUGGAUCAUUUAAGCUCCACCUCAGCAUCGAGGUCUUCUAUUUCUCCAUCAACUGCCAGAUGUGACAACUUAAAGCAAGGAUGCUUCCACCGAUGUCACCUGUGUGACUAUGAGGCUGAUAAACUGUUUCGUCUGGAAGCGCAUGCCAGCGUCCACACUGGCGAGAAGCCAUUUCAGUGCCCUUUAUGCCCUCAGAGCUUCUCAGCAAGAUACAAACUAAACGUUCACCUGGGCACCCACACGGGUGAGCGGCCAUUUAAAUGCCCUUCAUGCCUUCAGAACUUCUCACAAAAAAGCCACCUGAAAAGCCACCUACUCACUCACACAGGCGAGAAGCCAUUUGAGUGCCCUUCGUGCAACCAGAGCUUCUCACGAAAGACCCACUUGAAACGACACCAGCAGAUUCACACAGGCGAGAAGCCAUUUGACUGCCCUUCAUGCUCUCAGAGCUUCUCACGAAAGGCCUACCUGAAAGCCCACCUGCGCAUCCACACAGGCGAGAAGCCAUAUCAGUGCCCUUCAUGCUCUCAGAGCUUCUCACAAAAGGGCAACCUUAUGAAACACCUGUGCACCCACAGAACCGAGAAGCCAUUUCAUUGCCCUUCGUGCCCUCGGAUCUUUUCACAAAAGGACUACCUUAUGAAACACCUGUGCACCCACACUGGUGAGAAGCCAUUUCAGUGCCCUUUAUGCCUUCAGAGAUUCUCAUUCAAAAAUUCACUGACGAUACACCAGCGUGUUCAUACAGGUGACCGGCCAUACAGUUGCACCGUCUGCUCCAGGUCCUUUAAGCAGUCUCAUCACUUGAGCAGACAUAAGAGAGCACAUCACCAUAAUAGUGUAGGGUAGGUCAACAACCAUGUUGAACUAUUCGCAAUUAAAAAUUAGAGACAAGUCACGUGUUGCAUAGUAUUUGGCUGCAUCAAGUAGCAGAAGUGUUUACAUGUGCUCUUAAAUGCUCCCUGAAACACUUCUUUUGGGUCACUGUUUUUUCUCUAGAUCUUUUCUAAGCAUGUCAUAGAACAUGGAGCAAAAGAAAUUUUGAAAACUGACCCACAGAAAGCUGUAACUGAGAAAAAAAAUUAAAGGUACAGUUACUGCUCAA